AUGUCCCUGGUAUGGACGAGAACGAAUUCAGCAUCGCUAUGUCAGAACAGGCAGCGAGCAACCACGAAGUCAUCCUGUGAUCUUGCAACAAAUACACCCAUCUUACACUUCAAAGUAACCAAAGCCAAGAACCAGCCUAAGAAACUCCAUCUCGAAAUGCAUUCAGUUACCGCCCUUCUACCAUUGCUUGUAUUGGCUGCAGGCGUUCUCGCCGCCCCUACACCUCUGCGCCUCAUGAGCCGGGGACGGCCAAACCUUCACGAAGUCAUCCGUGACCCAACACCCAUCAACGCAGGACUCCACGUAGCAUUGCCAUCAAUUCCCCAUCUCCUUCCCGGACUGGACCUGAACCUCCACACGACGCACCCUCGUGUCGUACCAGCUGUCGAGGACGAUGCCGCGCCGGUUGUCGUUGUAGACAGAGCGUAGUCGACGGGCACGCAUAGUUAGUACCCGAGGGGAAUGUGAUUUCGUUGCGAUUGUCACGGCUGUUCUCUAGACCUCUGUCAACGAUGCCAAAUCUACCUCAGAGCGACAGACUCGAGGCGUCUUAGUCGUACAAAGAUCCACAAUUCAAGUUCGACUUUUCGU
This is a messenger RNA of Parastagonospora nodorum SN15, 591 nucleotides long. RefSeq lists its product as hypothetical. The record is from RefSeq and is a predicted model, not a curated record. NCBI's taxonomy places the organism in Eukaryota, Fungi, Ascomycota, Dothideomycetes, Pleosporales, Phaeosphaeriaceae. The coding region runs from base 1 to 429 and encodes 142 amino acids. The transcript is spliced from 3 exons.